AUGAAAACACUCCUCCUUCCUCUCGCGACUGCUUUGCUCGCCCAACAAGGCAACGCACACUACGUCUUCAACCGUCUUAUCGUCAACAACACCGUCUCAAAAGAAUUCCAAUACAUCCGUGAUGUAACCGGCAACGCCGGCACACGCGAAUCCACCUGGCUGAAGUCUUUCCCAAUCUUCGGCCCAGAAAACGAGAAUGUAACAUGCGGCCGCGGCGCCUUCCCCGUCUCCAACGCCGCAACUAUCGAAACCGCAACCAUCGUCGCCGGCUCGAAAGUCGGCUUCAUGGUGUCCCCUCCUAUGUUUGAUGACGAUCUGAUACAGUACAUUUAUCACGAAGGGCCGGGACAAAUGUUUUUAUCCAAGCUACCCGAGGGUACUGAAAGUCUGAACGACUACGAUGCUAGUGGCGAUUUCUUCAAAAUCGGGUACGCGGGGCCU
Messenger RNA from Paraphaeosphaeria sporulosa, 441 nucleotides. RefSeq lists its product as uncharacterized. The transcript has a single exon. The annotation marks the transcript as partial. The record is from RefSeq and is a predicted model, not a curated record. Lineage: Eukaryota; Fungi; Ascomycota; Dothideomycetes; Pleosporales; Didymosphaeriaceae.